Dovyalis caffra is the source of this 240-nucleotide messenger RNA. Lineage: Eukaryota; Viridiplantae; Streptophyta; Magnoliopsida; Malpighiales; Salicaceae. The record is from the annotation of a GenBank genome assembly.
AUGUUUGGUGCGGUGAGCUUUGGGGUCAUUGGUGAGAAAAUGAAGCAUGGGUGUUACUACUCGGGGUUAGCCAUGAGCUUUAGACAAAAGAGUGAGGUCGCUCCGGGUUGGAUGGAUGCGCGAGUUAGAAGCACGUACGUACUAGAGUUGGGGUCGCGAGGCGAUGGUCUACUACUCGGAAAAGCUAUGCGCGAGCUUGGAGGGAAGCUCGCUAGAGUUGGAAUGCUUAUGAGGAGCUAG